Molecule: messenger RNA, 2118 nt
Organism: Lineus longissimus
Lineage: Eukaryota; Metazoa; Nemertea; Pilidiophora; Heteronemertea; Lineidae
Product: hematopoietically-expressed homeobox protein hhex-like
Exons: 3
Coding region: 782-1756 (324 amino acids)
Biological process (GO): cell differentiation; regulation of transcription by RNA polymerase II
Molecular function (GO): RNA polymerase II cis-regulatory region sequence-specific DNA binding; DNA-binding transcription factor activity, RNA polymerase II-specific
Source: RefSeq, a predicted model, not a curated record
UUAGAAGUGGGCGGGUCACCAUCAACACGUGACUUUGAUUGACAGUCCGAUAUCAUGUACAGUUACACCCUCUCAAUACAAAGCCAAUAAAACACAAUCAGCCAAUUAAAUAGCAUUAAACAAAUCAUGACUUUGGACGAGUAAUAACGCGUGUUGCUAUUUUGUUUUCGUUCGGAAGCGUGGAGAGGUCAGAUAACGUGUUGGAGCGUCUAUGAGCGGAGGAAGUCGCCGUAAUACAAAACCAAUUAAACGAGGACUUAUUGGCCCGGGAGGAAGCGUUUGAGAGGAGUUUCUACAAGUGAUAGUACGCAGUGUUACGGGACAGUCGUGAAACUCUCAUUCAUUGAACCUGGGACAACGUGAUAAGAGAAAACUUUUCGGCAUCUCGCCAAUGUCGAUGUGAGAUAUUUCCAACGCGGUUUUCUACGACUUCCCUGCCUUGUUUUUUUUUCUGAAGUCUUACUUCGCGACACCAACUCGUUCAAAAUCUCACCUUUUUGAUAGAGUGAUUGAUACUCGUCUGAUAAGACCAACUUGAUUAUAUCGCCUAGAUUAGUAUGAGGCCUACUCAUUCACACUGUCCGGUGUCGAUUAGAAGAGCAAGUCGAUGACACUCGCGCUCUAAACGCAGCGGAAUUUUCUCUCUUUUUCGAACGGAAGCGAAGAAAACGGAGGAGAGCAUAUCGAUUUUCAUCACCACAGGACAAUUGGACAAUAUCUUAACCGUAUUUUGGAGUUUAUGAUACGAGCGGUUUUGACACUGUUUGAAUAAUUCCCUAAAAUGCUGCAACCAGUGCACCAGGGGUCAUUGCCAGCACCUGUCGGGCCGAACAAGGCACAGCCAGUCCACGCAGCGAGGAGGUCAUUUCUCAUCGAAGACAUUCUCGGCGACAAGACGAAGGCGGAUAGACACUCACCGCCGGUGCGCUCGCCCCAAGAGCGCCGCACCCCGGAGACGGAGGGGAGAGCCGUACCGCGCUCUCCCCCGCCCAAGCCCCUGCCGCUCCACAUGACCCCGCAGCAGCCACACGGCUCAGACCCGUAUCAACUCUCCCCAGAACCAGCUAUGUUGCCAACCAUAUACGACCCAGGUUUAACCAGUCCGUACGUACCGACCUACCUCAACUAUCUGCCCCAGGGGAACCCCGCCGAGUUACUGCCCAUCCAGCCCAUGAAUUCCUACCCGUAUAUGAGCGGAGCGGCCGAGUUUGGGGUCCACCCUCUUCUGCAACGACACGGCUUCUACUCGAAAGUUGACCCAAAGCCCUGGUUCUGGGGUCCCUAUUUACAAAGACCCGUCCACAAACGGAAAGGAGGCCAAGUAAGAUUCUCAAACGAGCAGACGCUGGAAUUGGAAAAGAAAUUUGAGAAUCAGAAAUAUCUCUCACCACAGGAACGCAAGAGGCUGGCAAAGUCGCUGCAACUUACAGAAAGACAGGUAGUUGCACUCUCAUCCUCUUGCACACGACUUCUCUUUACGCAUGUUUCCAUUGAGGGAGUGAAAACCUGGUUUCAAAACAGACGGGCAAAAUGGCGACGAUUGAAACAGGAAAUGCCAGACGACGAGAAAUCUCCGAUGAAACACGACGAAGCAGACGAUAACGCCGAACAUUGCCGAACCUCCUCCGAAGACGACUGUCAAAGUUCCGAUGACGAGCAUUUCCGUGAGGAGGAAAUCGACGUUGGCAGGGAAGCUGCUUCCAUAGCAAAUGGCAGGGAAGCGAUCUCCAUAGCAACUGGGGUGUAUCACUCGUGAAAGGGAACUUGUGGACUCUAUGAUGCGAGAGAGAUGAGCUUGCCAAUACGAACCUAUGUGACUGCAGAGCUCUUCCCUAAAAAAUGUGCUCAUUGGGAAUUGGGCGGUACACCGGUGGUAGACAUCAUGACAUGUCGCAUAGCAACUCGUGUGUUUGAUGGUCCAUGUUAGACAUCCUCGCUUUGCCAGGUGGCAAUCAUUUUAGGUAGCUCCCAUGAGCCGUCUGACUUUGCGUGGAAAUUGCAUGUUAGAAUCUAGAUUCUAUGUACUUCACCACAAUAAUGAACAUCUCAGAAAAUGGUUUGUUAUGUCAAAAUAUGUUUGGCCUGUCAUGGGUCUAACAUUUUGAAAUAAAUAUAUAA